This is a messenger RNA of Mesocricetus auratus (golden hamster), 2274 nucleotides long. It is a transcript of the gene Dynll2, whose product is annotated as dynein light chain LC8-type 2. The transcript has 3 exons. Gene Ontology annotation, cellular component: cytoplasmic dynein complex. NCBI's taxonomy places the organism in Eukaryota, Metazoa, Chordata, Mammalia, Rodentia, Cricetidae. The record is from RefSeq and is a predicted model, not a curated record. The coding region runs from base 148 to 417 and encodes 89 amino acids. Gene Ontology annotation, biological process: microtubule-based process; cilium assembly. Gene Ontology annotation, molecular function: dynein light intermediate chain binding; dynein intermediate chain binding.
CGGGGCUGCGGGAGCAGGGGGACGCCGCGGCGGCAGUGGCUGCUGCUGCAGGACGAACCCAGGGGACACCGCCCCUGCCCGCGCUCUGCUUCAGCCCAGCGCUGCUCCCCAGGGGCCUGUGCGGACUCGCCUGCGUGACGUGUCACGAUGUCUGACCGGAAGGCAGUGAUCAAGAACGCAGACAUGUCUGAGGACAUGCAACAGGAUGCCGUUGACUGCGCCACACAGGCCAUGGAGAAAUACAACAUAGAGAAGGACAUUGCUGCCUAUAUCAAGAAGGAAUUUGACAAGAAAUAUAACCCUACCUGGCAUUGUAUCGUGGGCCGAAAUUUUGGCAGCUAUGUCACACACGAGACAAAGCACUUCAUCUAUUUUUACUUGGGUCAAGUUGCAAUCCUUCUCUUCAAGUCAGGCUAGGUGGCCAAGAUGAAGGUGUCAGUGGCGGCGGCAGCGAUGGCAAGCAGGCGGCGUUGCUGGAACUGUUUUGCACUGGGGCCAGCAUCAGGAAGUCCUCUCCAAUGGCUGUGCUACUGCAUGGACUGUAUACUCGAUUUCAUGUGUGUGUCGCAGUAAACAAAAACCAAACUUCUUUCUGUUUAGUUGCCUGGGGAAGAAGGCUGCUUUAUGUUUAUUUUUUUUAAGACUUUAAAAAAUAUUUUUUGGUUGUACUGCACUAGGGACUCUCUCCCGCCCCUCCUUUCUCUUCCUCUCCCUGUGUAAAAUAAAAGGCCCUCAGCAAAGCCCAGGAGACUAGGAAGCUGAGGAGUAGAAAAUAGGGGUCUGGAGGUGGAGGUAGAACAGCGGCUGCCUCCUGUGGUAGAUGCCGCUUUAGGAAGGCCAGGAGGCUGUGAGGACAGCCUUAGGAUUGGCAAGGAAGGAGAGGGAUAGGAAGUUGGGUGCAGGGACUGCUUUAGUACCAGGGAGAAUAUUCCACUGAACUGUGACUUUAUGGCUUGAGGUAGGGGUGGGUGGGUGGGUACAGUCUUUAAGAGGCCCUGAGAUGUGUUUGUGGUGUGGGAGUGGGGAGCAGACUUGUCUUAUGUCCUUGUCAGGGUCUCUAAGUAAGGGCUGUGUCUUUGUGGAUUACCCUCCUUUAUUCUUCCAGCCAGACGGAAUGUUGGGAGGAUGCUGGGAGUAGGAUUAGCUGACUUUUUCCCUUUACAUUCUUCUGUCUGCUCCCUGCUUAGCCCUCGUUUUUUCUCAUUCCUCAGUUCUCUUAGAGCAGCCCUGUUGUUGGCUGGCAAGGGAAUUUCUGGUGACUGUAGUUCCUUAGUUAGGUCUUAGCGAUCAAACCAAAUCAGUGUCCCCUUGAUUCUUCCUUGUGUGUGUGUGUGUGUGUUCAUCUGUGUGUGGGGGGUGGGUCUGGGGUAGAAGGGAGGGAAGGGGCAGGAUAAGUGGAAUCUAGGGUGUAUGGGGAGGUGGGGGAACAGUUAGUUCUAAGUGGGCUUUCAUGUUACCUGUUGAGGGGUGAGGACAGGUUGGUGUCACACCAUCCCCUCCCUCAGCCUUCUAGCUUGGACACCCUGAUUUGCCCCAUGGCUGUCUGUUUCUGGGAAGGUUUUUGGAAGGUCACCCAGGACAAGAUGGCCAUGCUGCCAUUUGCCCUGGAGUUGGAUCUGUGGGCAGGGAGCAACUUGUGGCUGGUCCCAGCCUCUAGUGGGACAUAGGAAUGUAAGAAAUGAGGGCAGAGAGGGCCUCCUUGGAAAAGGUCUGAAGUACAGUAAUGAAGCUCUGGGAGUCAGGUGGAGAAGGAUUGUGAGUGGGAGGACCUACCAGAGACGGUGCGAGGGAAAACUCGGCUGUUGUGGACAUGGUUAGGGUGGGUGGGGGGUUGCCAUUGCCAAUUGAGCUGCUGGUUCUAAUGAAUCACAUUCAGAACAUGCAGUAGGGUUGACACUGUAAGGGGUGGGGAAAUUUAGCUUUUUUGCCCCCAGCCCAUUUUUGGGGGUGGGGGAAAGCAGGAGAAUGCCCCUUCCUCCCAAGCCCUUUGUGUGUAUUGAGCUUUUUUAUUUCUUAAGUGCUGGCAGGGGAGGGUGGGAACUGGUGGUGACUGAGUUCCCUGUUCAAACCUUUCAUUGGGUAAAGACUGAAUGAUUUUAGGUUUUAUUUUUCUUACGAAUGUCCAGAUCUGUGUUUCUCCCUGCCCUCCAAGACUGGCCAGUUGGAAGUGUCUCGAUUUUGUUCAUCUCUCAUUUCUGGUGCAGGGACUGAGACCCUGCCACAUCUAUGCUCUGCAUCCACGCCUCUUUUGGACAUUAAAGGUCGAUUGAUGCA